AUGCAUUUUUUUAAAAGAAAAAUCAUUGAAGAUCAACAAUUUGGAGAAAAUGGUCAAACAUCUAUUCCAAAUCCUGAAAAUUUAGCUCCCACACAUCCUAAGAAGGUUCAAAGAAAUGAAAGUGAAAUAUUUGAUAUUGCCUAUUUGGAGCGUGAUCCUGAAAAACGUCCUCCAAUUUGGGAAUACCCAAUUAAUCAACAAGAUGAAAUUCGUCGAGCUUAUAUUAAAGUUGGACCAUAUCAAAUCAAACUUGAAAGCUAUCCGCCAUUCGGAUCAAAGGAGCAUCUUCGACGUUUUUGUAGUUCUUGGUUUGAAUUGUUUCCUCUUUGGCUAGAAUACUCUCCAUCAGUUGAUGCAGUAUUUUGUUUGCCUUGCUAUUUAUUUAGUAAGCCAACUAGAUGGAUGGAAGCAAACAAUUUUUUUCUUGGAGGCUUUAAGAACUGGAAGAACGUCAACAAUGGAAAUAAUGGUGCUCUCUUACGACAUGUGGUCAAAUGGCUUGCCUUUCAAGCUUGUGCCUUUCAAGGACGUGACCAAAGUAAAGAAUCAAUUAAUCGAGGAAAUUUCCAUGAACUUCUGAAGUUAUUGGCAUCUUACAAUGAUAAGGCUCCUUUAAAUGCCACAUAUACAUCGCUUGAUAUUCAAAAGGAGAUUCUUUAUAUACUUUCCAACAAGGUCAAGAAAGAGAUUCGUCAAGAAAUUGGAGUCUCAAAAUUUUGCAUCAUAGUAGAUGAAGCACUUGAUGUGUCCAAAAGAGAACAAAUGGCUCUUGUUUUGAUAUUUGUAGAUAAAGAAGGGUUCAUUCAUGAACAAUUUUUUGGUGUUGUCCAUCUACGUGACACUACGGCGUUAGCUUUGGAAGAAGGUAUAGUUUUUGUUCUUUCUCAACAUAAUUUAGUUAUUUCUAACAUACACAGGCAAGGGUACGAUGGAGCUAGUAACAUGAGAGGAGUGUGGAAUGGCUUGCAGGCUUUAAUUUGUAAUGAAUGUCCAUAUGCAUAUUACAUCCAUUGUUUAGCCCAUUGCCACCAACUUGCGUUAGUUGCAGCUUCUCGAGAAGUAAGUCGAGUUCAUCAAUUUUUCUCUACCUUAAUUUUCAUUAUCAUUAUUGUUACUGCAUCUUGCAAGCGUAAUGAUGAAUUAAAGGAGGCUCAAUCUGUUGAAUUUGCUACUAAGAUUGCAAAUUAUGACAUCGAAUCAGGGACGGGGUUAAAUCAAAUUGGCACCUUAAAGCGAGCUGGAGAUACUCGUUGGGGUUCUCAUUUGGGUUCUAUUUCCAGCUUGCUAAAAAUGUUUAAUGCAACUUGUGUGGUUUUGAGUAAAAUUGCAAAAGAAAAGGUUUCAUAUUCUCAACGUGGAGAUGCAGAUUUUGCUUGCAAUCAAUUAUUAUCUUUUGAGUUUGUUUUCAUAUUACAUCUUAUGAAAGAGAUUUUGGAAAUUACUCAUAUUCUUUAUGUAGCCUUACAACGACAAUCACAAGAUAUUUUGAAUGUAGAGUUGCUUGUUCUUAGCAGUGCUUUUGAUCUUAGAGAUGGAUUUAAAUUGUGCAAGAUCGAUGAUAUUUGCAAACUUGCAGAGAAGUUCUGUCCUAAUGAUUUCUUGGGGAAAGAAGUCAAUUUAUCUAGUAUUCAUGAAUUGUGUCAAGGCUUGGUGAAAAUAAGGAAAGCAAUUAUGUAUCCUCUUAUUGACAGAUUACUUAGGCUUGUUCUUACUCUUCCUGUAUCAACAGCAACUACAGAACGAGCAUCUUCUAUCAUGAAAAUUAUCAAGACAAAGCUUCGAAACAAGAUGGAAGAUAGUUUUUUUGAAUGA
This is a messenger RNA of Humulus lupulus (European hop), 1812 nucleotides long. RefSeq lists its product as uncharacterized. The transcript has 5 exons. The record is from RefSeq and is a predicted model, not a curated record. Bases 1 to 1812 code for a protein of 603 amino acids. Lineage: Eukaryota; Viridiplantae; Streptophyta; Magnoliopsida; Rosales; Cannabaceae. Gene Ontology annotation, molecular function: protein dimerization activity.